ACUCCACAAUGACCUCACUGUAUGUGGGUGAUCUGCAGCCUGAUGUCACCGAGAUGAUGUUGGUGGAGAUGGUGAGCCGUGCAGGACCCGUUCACUCUGUCCACAUGUGCAGGGACAAGAAGACCUUCUCCUCACGCGGCGACACUUUCGCCAACUUUCUGCAUCGAGCUGAUGCUGAGCGAGCGCUGGAAAGCGUCCCAGCUGUUGAGACAGCUGCAGUUGGGGACAGCAGUCCAGUUGUGGUUCCAGUUUCAGCUGCAAAAGAACUUCCAGCUACAACUGAUGCAGUGCCUCCUACAGCUGUGUCACCUGUGAGUGAAGUUCAGCCAGACAAGGACGCAACAGAUGGACCCACAUCACCAUCUGCUGGGAAAAGGCUGACCAUCUACAUGUUGGAAUCAUGUCCUGUAGAUGAACAAGUCCAGAUGGCGCGCGAGUUUCACACUCAUACACGCAUAAAAAACACACACCAACAUCUGGCUCAUACACACUCCUGCUCUGCAGCUCAGCAUGAUCACUUGUUGCCUCUUGUUGAGAAAAUCCACCCGAACUUGGCAAAUAAGAUCACCUGGAUGCUUGCAGGGAACCAGAACAAUUAUGAAAUCAUGAAUAUGAUCAGCGAUCCUGAACUCCUGUAUGCCAAAGUGGAUGAAAUGGACGCGAUCCUGAAGGCGAGGGAAGCUGGUCUCAAGCUGGAAGCCAUCAAGAUGCUGUUCGGUGACGAGAACAAGAAAAGAAGGAAGAAGAAGAAUAGAUUUUAA
Messenger RNA from Neoarius graeffei (lesser salmon catfish), 761 nucleotides. RefSeq names its product polyadenylate-binding protein 4-like. The transcript has 6 exons. The record is from RefSeq and is a predicted model, not a curated record. Bases 9 to 761 code for a protein of 250 amino acids. Lineage: Eukaryota; Metazoa; Chordata; Actinopteri; Siluriformes; Ariidae. Gene Ontology annotation, molecular function: RNA binding.